Glycine soja is the source of this 560-nucleotide messenger RNA. RefSeq names its product protein IQ-DOMAIN 14. The transcript is spliced from 2 exons. Gene Ontology annotation, molecular function: protein binding. The record is from RefSeq and is a predicted model, not a curated record. NCBI's taxonomy places the organism in Eukaryota, Viridiplantae, Streptophyta, Magnoliopsida, Fabales, Fabaceae. The coding region runs from base 21 to 446 and encodes 141 amino acids.
AACAAGAGAAAACAAGUAAAAUGGGUGUACCCCAAAAAUGGUUCAGAAAUAUAGUUCGGGGCAGAUUCCUCAGAUCAUCCAACAAAGACAUCGUUCUCGUUCUCCCUCGCACAAGUAUUUGCACCAAUGAAUGCGAAGAAGCCAUGCUUAGGAAUGAAGAGUUCAGUUUCCCAACACCAAUUUCUUCAAUCACCAAGGAAGAUGCUUCGGCCAUUAAGAUCCAAGCUUACUUCAGGGGACAUCUUGCCAGACGAGCAUAUAAGGCUUUGAAGAGCCUAGUGAAGCUGCAAGCAUUAGUUCGUGGGGUGUGGGUGAGGAAACAAUCACGUAUAGCAAUGCAGUGUAUGCACGCACUUGUACGAUUACAAGUCAGGGUUCGUGCGAGGCAGCUCCUAGGUAGCUUUGAUAAGGAACGACCUACUAAUUUACAAAGUCAAAAUGUAUAGUCUUCUCCGUGUCCAAAUUUAUUCUUUUUUUGUCCAAAGUUAUUCUUACUUUAAUUUAUAUGUAAACAUUCACAAGAAGAGAGUUCAAUAAUUUGGGGAUUUCAAUACUGUUAA